AACUUUUAUUGCAUCGAAAUUGUGAGAGAUAGCAAACCUUUCCUAAAACCAAGUGAUAAAGCAGCUCCCCCGUGUUUUCUGCUGCCCCCAGGCGUCUGCACGCUGCCCGCCAUGGCGGCCCCUGGCCACCCGCCGCCGCUGCCACCGCCACCACCAGACCCCCAGUUUGUCCUCCGAGGCAGCCAGGCAGCAGUGUGUGCCCUGCACUUCCACGGAGCUGACGAGGCUCAGGGGCACCCGCUCCUCUUCUCGGGGUGUCAGAGCGGCCUGGUGCACAUCUGGAGUCUGCGGACACGGAGACCCGAGGCCACCCUGGACGGCCACGGGGGCCAGUGUGUGACCUGGCUGCACACGCUGCCCCGGGGGCACCAGCUCCUCAGCCAGGGCCGGGACCUGCGACUGUGCCUCUGGAGCCUGGCAGAGGGCAGGAACGCCGUCGUGGACUCCGUGCCCCUGGAAAGUGUGGGCUUCUGCAGGAGCUCCAUCCUGGCCGGGGAGCAGCCACGCUGGACGCUCGCCGUGCCAGGCCAGGGCAGUGAUGAGGUUCGGAUUCUGGAGAUGCCAUCCAAGACGUCGGUGUGCACCCUGAAGCCGGAGCAGGGCGCCAAGCUGGGCAUGCCCAUGUGCCUGAGGCUGCAGCAGGCUGACUCCAGCCCCCGCCCCCUCCUCCUGGCUGGCUACGAGGACGGAUCGGUGGCCCUGUGGGACGUGUCCGAGCGGAAGGUGUGCAGCCGCAUCGCCUGCCACGAGGAGCCGGUCAUGGGCCUUGACUUCGACCCCCAGAGGGCCCGGGGCGUCUCAGGCUCGGCGGGGAAAGCGCUGGCUGUCUGGAGCGUGGACGGACAGCAGGCCCUGCAGGUGUGCCGCACCCACCCGCUCACCAACCCUGGGAUCGCCGACCUCGCCCUCCGGCCGGACCGCAGGCUCCUGGCCACCGCGGGCUGGGACCACCGAGUCCGCGUGUUUCACUGGCGGACGAUGAAGCCGCUGGCGGUGCUGGCCUUCCACAGCGCUACUGUCAACUGCGUGGCCUUCGCCUCCGACGGCCUGCUGGCUGCGGGCUCCAAGGACCAGCGCAUCAGCGUCUGGUCCCUCUACCCGCGCACGUGACGCCCCGACUCACGUGACUGCCUGCGCACGUCAUUCCCCGUCCCCCCCCCCCCCAGUGACGAGGAGGGGCGGCGGGCACCGGACCUCGUGGUGGGAGAGCAUCACAGGGCCUGUGAGGACCGAAAGUCACAGCCCAAAGAGCCCGCACUCUGCUCCCGAAACCGCCUUCCUGUUGGGAACUGCCACCGUGAGAGGCGUGGCGCAGGCCUGGCAGUGUUGUCUGCCUCCCCAUAACACACACACCCCGCCCCGGGAAACCCGAGGGCAUUUUCCAAUAAAUUGUGCACUGGAAACCUGCAGGCUCAAGGUGGAGACGCCGUGGGAAGACAUCCCCCAGCCUCUCCCCGCCCCUCCCCGACCAGGGGCCAGCGCUCUUGGCCUCGGCCUGCUGACCAGUGGGUGACCCAGAGUAUGGUCCCCAGGGCCAGGCCUCAGGAGGCCAAGGACCCGCAGCCACCCACUGAUGCCCAGGACUGAGGCCAGGGCCAGGAAAGGGAUGAGCCAGGAGGGCAGAGAGAGUGCGCAGUGGGCAGAGCCAGGCCCACCGGGGACCCGGGGAGAAGUGGGCACCGCAGAGAGGUGGCAGAGCAGGUGCGGGCCAGUGAUGGGCAGAAGGCCCCAUCCGGAGUGCAGGGGCCCUGAAUUCACCAGGCACUCAGAGCCUGGCAGUGAGAAGCUGGCGUGGCUCCAUGCAGAUCGGGGCCCCUGCGUCCCUCACAUGCGUCAGCACCCCUCAGCAAAGCUUCU
Messenger RNA from Lepus europaeus (European hare), 1857 nucleotides. RefSeq names its product G protein subunit beta 1 like (gene GNB1L). Gene Ontology annotation, molecular function: protein binding. The coding region runs from base 112 to 1110 and encodes 332 amino acids. Lineage: Eukaryota; Metazoa; Chordata; Mammalia; Lagomorpha; Leporidae. The record is from RefSeq and is a predicted model, not a curated record. The transcript has 7 exons.